Ipomoea nil (Japanese morning glory) is the source of this 837-nucleotide messenger RNA. RefSeq lists its product as uncharacterized. Lineage: Eukaryota; Viridiplantae; Streptophyta; Magnoliopsida; Solanales; Convolvulaceae. Gene Ontology annotation, molecular function: protein heterodimerization activity. The record is from RefSeq and is a predicted model, not a curated record. The transcript is spliced from 2 exons. The coding region runs from base 36 to 698 and encodes 220 amino acids.
CUUGAAUCCGUGGCCGUGAGUUGUUUGCCCGUGAAAUGGAGGUUAGCGGUGGGAAAGUGAAAAAAGGAGGCGGAGGAAGAAGGGGCGGCGGACCCAAGAAGAAGCCGGUUUCCCGGUCGGUCAAAGCCGGCCUUCAAUUUCCGGUCGGCAGAAUCGGCCGAUACUUGAUAAAAGCUGAGCCUAUUGUUAAAGACUUGAAGAAAUUUAGAGCUACCUCAAGUAGAGAACCAAGUAUUGCAAGUCGAAAGCAAAAUUCUGACAUUGAAGAACCAGAGUUACAAGUUGAUAGAGCUGAUGAAUCAAUAGGUUCAUCGUCUUUUUGUCCUAAUUUAGACGAUAAUUUCAAAACUCAGGGCUUGUGCAAUGAACAUCUUAUCGAGUGUAAGAAGGAAAAAGAGAAGCAAGAAUUUACAAAAUGUCAUGAAUAUUUUACAAAAAUCACAGCACAUAAUGAAAAGAUCGCAGAAAUGUUUGAACAAAGUCAACUCCAAAAAUAUUAUGAGCUUCAAUUGAUAAAAGCUCAAAAUGAAGCAAAGCAACUAGAGGUGAUGGAACUCCAAGAAGAUAACAAAAUUAUGAGCAUAGAUGCAGAUUCCAUCACAGAUUCAAUAAGGCGUGAGUGGGUCAGAAAUACACAACUAAGAAUUCUUGCAAAGAGAGUUCGUCGAUCAUUUGAAGGAGUAGAAUUAAGUAGCUAGUUUAAUCAAUAUUUUGAUAACUUGGGAAGAAAUGUGAAUUACCUUAUAGAUUAUUGAAUUUAAGUAUGUUUAAAGUAAUUUUAGAUGUAAUUUGCUUUAAUUUUGUUAAAAUUAUGCUGUAUGUAGUUUUAUUUUUAAU